Galeopterus variegatus (Sunda flying lemur) is the source of this 4804-nucleotide messenger RNA. It is a transcript of the gene CHFR, whose product is annotated as checkpoint with forkhead and ring finger domains, E3 ubiquitin protein ligase. Gene Ontology annotation, biological process: protein ubiquitination; mitotic cell cycle checkpoint signaling; ubiquitin-dependent protein catabolic process. Gene Ontology annotation, cellular component: nucleus. The transcript is spliced from 17 exons. Gene Ontology annotation, molecular function: ubiquitin-protein transferase activity; protein binding. The record is from RefSeq and is a predicted model, not a curated record. The coding region runs from base 60 to 2042 and encodes 660 amino acids. Lineage: Eukaryota; Metazoa; Chordata; Mammalia; Dermoptera; Cynocephalidae.
GGACGGGCGUCGCGAGUCUUCACCGGCCGUUUCCGGGGUCUCGUCAGAUGUGAGUCCCGAUGGAGCAGCCCGAGCAAGGCGAGCAGCCGGCGCCGCGGCAGCCAUGGGGCAGGCUCCUCCGCCUGGGCGCCGAGGAAGGCGAGCCGCACGUCUUGCUGUGGAAGCGAGAGUGGACCAUUGGGCGGAGGAGAGGUUGUGACCUUUCAUUCCCCAGCAAUAAAUUGGUCUCUGGAGAUCACUGUAAAAUUGUAGUGGAUGAAAAAUCUGGUCAGGUGGUGCUGGAAGAUACCAGUACCAAUGGAACAGUAAUUAACAAGCUGAAGGUCGUCAAGAAGCAGAGUUGCCCUUUACAGACUGGGGAUGUCAUCUACUUGGUGUACAGGAAGAAUGAGCCAGAACACAAUGUGGCGUACCUCUAUGAAUCUUUAAAUGAAAAGCAAGGCAUGACACAAGAAUCCUUUGAAGCUAAUAAAGAAAACGUGUUCCACAUGACCAAAGAUACCUCAGGUGCAGGGCGAGGUGACGAACCCCAGCUCCCACCACCGUCGCCUGCCACUCAGGCGUGUUUUGAGGAACCACAGCCAUCAACGUCGACCUCAGACCUCUUCCCCACGGCCUCUACCUCUUCCAUGGAGCCUGCUUCUGCAGGGCGAGAACUCUCCAGUUCCGGAUCUGGGGGUGCAGGCAUCUCCACAAAAGGACAUGGCCCAUUUGUGGCAAGUGGUGACAUCUUCAGCUCUGCCUCAGCUCUCCCAGUCAGAGAGGGAGCAUCCUUUUCCUUGUCGGAACCCCAGGAUCAAGAGGAUUUGGAGCCCAAUAAAAAGAGGAUGAAAGGAGACAGGGAGCUUGACCUGAACCUUCACUUGUUAGUCACAGACCAAUGUAGAAACACCCAGACUAUCUGUGAGGAGGUCAGAGCUGUGGCCGUGAAGCCAGACAAGAUGGAGGAGACACUCACGUGCAUCAUCUGCCAAGACCUGCUGCAUGACUGCGUGAGUUUGCAGCCCUGCAUGCACACAUUCUGUGCAGCUUGCUACUCUGGCUGGAUGGAGCGCUCGUCCCUGUGCCCCACAUGCCGCUGUCCAGUGGAACGAAUCUGUAAAAACCACAUCCUCAACAACCUCGUGGAAGCGUACCUUAUCCAGCAUCCAGACAAGAGUCGCAGCGAAGAAGACGUGCGAAGUAUGGAUGCCAGGAACAAAAUCACUCAAGACAUGCUGCAGCCCAAAGUCAGGAGGUCUAUUUCUGAUGAAGAGGGGAGUUCAGAGGACCUGCUGGAGCUGUCAGACGUUGACAGUGAAUCCUCAGACAUUAGUCAGCCAUACAUCGUGUGCAGACAGUGUCCUGAGUACAGACGGCGGGCGGCACAGCCCCUUCCCUGCCCAGCACCCGACAGUGAGCCAGGGGCUCCUCAGGCUCUCGGGGACGCGCCCUCGACGUCUGCCAGCCUCACAAGAGCCUCAGGUUACGUGUGUCCCCUGCAAGGCAGCCACGCCAUAUGUACCUGCUGCUUCCAGCCCAUGCCUGACCGGAGAGCAGAGCGCGAGCAGGACCCCCGUGUUGCCCCUCAGCAGUGUGCAGUUUGCCUACAGCCCUUCUGCCACCUGUACUGGGGUUGCACCCGGACCGGCUGCUUCGGCUGCCUGGCCCCAUUCUGUGAGCUCAACCUGGGCGACAAGUGUCUAGACGGAGUGCUGAACAACAACAGCUACGAGUCCGACGUGCUGAAGAAUUACUUGGCAGCCAGGGGUUUAACGUGGAAAAACAUGUUGACGGAAAGUCUGCUGGCUCUUCAGCGGGGAGUAUUUCUGCUGUCUGAUUAUAGAAUCACUGGAAACACUGUGCUGUGUUACUGUUGCGGCCUGCGCAGUUUCCGAGAACUGACCUAUCAGUAUCGGCAGAACAUUCCUGCUUCCGAAUUGCCAGUGGCUGUAACAUCCCGUCCUGAUUGCUAUUGGGGCCGUAACUGCCGCACUCAGGUGAAGGCUCAUCACGCAAUGAAAUUCAAUCAUAUCUGUGAACAGACGAGGUUCAAGAACUAAGCCUCAGGGAGGCACCAAGAUAGCUGCAGAAUCCUGGUGGCAGUGACAGUGCGUUUGAAAAAUACCUAAUGCAAACACUUGAAGGGCAUUUUUACAGUUUCCCUGUGGGACGUUGGGGGUCUCUGGUCAGUACUCUGGUGUGACUUUUCUUUUGUGGAGCUUUACCCUCUAAGUGAGACCCUCCCAAGUGGCCUGGGAGGCCCUGGGUGGCUACAGCCUGUCUGGUGAGUGCCAGGCAGGAACAUGCAGUGGCGGGAGCAACGGACACUGAAGUUCUUUCUGCCAGACAGACUGUCAUUCCCUCCUGCUGAGAUGGUGACAGUGCAGUUUUGCUCUUUUUGUACCUUUUCCAGAACUAAUGGUUAAAACAGAAAUCUCUUUUCAGGAAAAGUUUCAUGGGAGAAAGGAGAAAGUUUAUAAGAAACAUUCUAUUUUAAGGAAAAGGGAGCAUAAGUUUACAGCCUACAAGAUGUACAGAAUAUUCUGCUGUUGGGAAACCCACAGCGUUUUAUAUAUUUUUUAUUUUAAUAGGUUUGGUGCUUAUCUUCUAAUAAGAUUUAAAUAUCACAAACUGUAGCACAAAUAAUAUAAUUUGUAAUUUACAAUUUCACUAAAAUGGGGAAUAGUAUGGUAUUUGAAAGAAUAAGCAUAUAUUCCUGUUUAUUAAAGAAAAAAAAAAUCAUCAAAUGUCCCAAACUCCUAACCCUAGACAUGGGUCAUUUAGCAGAUCCUGGCUAACGUGUGUGUGUUGGGUUGCCAUUGUCCCUAGCACAGGGCUGGCGAGAGCCCUGGCUAUACAGCAGGGACAAGGCCCAGGACACACUGCUCCCUCGUGCUGGCCCAACUGCAGCCAAAAGCCCUCCUCAUCCCUCUGGAGCAGCAACUCCCACUGGAUCCUGCAGAGCUCAAGAAGGAGCCCUUUUCUCCCACAUUAGGUUUGCCAUGUCAUCUGGAAUAAUACUUGAAAUUUUGGUUUUUGUAAAAAAAAAAAAAAAAAAAUUUAUCUUUCAUUGAAAUCACCUGUUUUGUUUGUUUGCAAACUGGUAACCUUUUUCCUUCUCAGGAAUAUGAUUUUCAGCUGUUGUCUUGCUUCUGACACAUGCUGAAAAGCAGCACUCUGUGGGAGGAAGUCCUCUCUUUUACAUUCUAAUAAACAAGUCCAGUUUGUUUCUCUGCUGUCUUGCUGGGCUCUGGUGUGGCUCCACCACACGUUUCCCUGCACAAUGGAGAGCAGUUCCCUGCACAUUUACUACUGUACUGUGAGUCAUACGUACUUUAUUGGGCUGGCCAGUUAGCUCAGUUGGCUAAAACAUGCUGCUGAUAACACCAAGGUCAAGGGUUCCAUCCUUGUACCAGCCAGCUGCCAAAAAAAAAAAUCACUUUAUUCCCUCCUAGUCGAUCUGGCAAUUCCAUCAGCAGAUAAGCCAUGUGGAGUGAGUGGACUCUGGAGCCACAUAGGCCCUGGGGCUGGGGCCUGAAGUUUGAGCUUCCAGUGAAAACAGGCCAGUUUCAUUUGCUGACCCUGUCCAGUGUUGAAGCUUUGUCUUCAGCCAAGCACUAGAUGAAGCCAUGGGGCAGAGAUCCCGGCUUGUGCAGGAGCAAGACCCUGCAGGGAGCUCCAUUGCUUAUGCAAAUGUGUGAGGGGAGCUCCCAUGCUGGUGCGAGGAGGCCCUGAGGGAAGCAGCCACCUUCUCUGAGCAUGAGACCCAGCAUGCGCUCCCCAGGCUAAUGAAUGAGCUGGGGCCACUCUGUGUCUGUGCCUUGAAGAGAUCAGCCAAUCUCUCAUGUGCUCUUUCUCCCUCUCUCCACAAAGUAAAAAUAAGAAUGCAGGCCCUGUAAAGGACACAACACCUUUUUUACGCCUAAGUGUAGAUAGAACCUGCAACUUUCCUCAGGUUUCACUUGGCUGUCCCUGAAGGGGCAGGCAGCACAUAGAGCUCAUGGGGCUCUGAGUGCCUUCGGGAAUCACUAAGCUGUCACACUUCUUUGAAGAAACCUGAUGCCUGGUCCAGGGAAGGGGCUGAUGAGACUCCACUAGUUGGUGAACUCCAGUUCCCCGGUUCCGACAAGUGUAAGAUGGUUGGAACAUCUUGUGUGAGGCUCUAAUCUGAGGGAUAGGACCUUGGGCCUAGGGCACCAUUCACUAGGAGUGGUGAUGAGCUGUCUGUUUUACAGAGGCAGGUGGGUGUGAACUUGUAAUGUUUUUAUGAUUUUCUGUGCUUCCUGUUCCUCAAGACCCUCCUACCCCACCCGAAUAAACCAUCAACCCACAGUUGUCUUGGAGCCCUGCUGUCUGUGUGGGGUGGGGUGCCAGCUUGCUCACAGGCUGGCCCUGUGGGGCAGCCUGGCAGCAGCUGUACACUCCCACGAGCUUCCAUCCAGCUCCUUGAGCCCAUCCCAGGACGGACCAGAGCCAGUCUGCAGCUACCCACUGACCACCUACAGAAUCGCUCGACUUGUGUCUCCUCCUAUCCUCCUGGUGCAGGAUGGGCAUCUUGUCCUCCCGGUGACCCCCGUCAAAAGCCGGGGUUAACCCUCCCCUCCCCCAUCAGCUUUGAUGUGUUGUUAGAGUGAGCCCUUCUUGGCCUGGAGGGCUCCCAGCUCCAAGCAGGCGGGGGAGGGGGUUCUCAGGGGUCCAAGUUGGGCCAGCCUCUGUCCGGGCUCCUGAUUGCAACCAAGAAUGCCAAACAGAUUGAUUCAGACAAGGACAAGGGAUUUGGACCAACUGUCUUACUGUGGCCAAAUAAAAAGUCCGUUUGAAA